UCCGCAUCGAUAAUCCCACGACUUGAUACUCAACCUCCACCAACCAUACCUGUUACCUAUAUCCCAACCAACCCACCCAAAAUGUCCAAACUCCCCCGCCAGGACCGCCUCCCCCUCUGUCCGCCCACCCACCUCGUCGGCCCCUCCACCCCCCUCUCCCUCCCCGCCGCCCGCGCCAAAAUCGAAGCCUACCUCGCCCUCUGCGCCACGACGCCGCACCUCCACCCGGACGCGAAGCCAAAGCACGACCACGCGACAGCGGGAGCACCGAUGAAUGGCGUCGAUGGCCAUGGGGAGCUGUCGGCGAAAUCCAAGGAGGCGCGGAAGUUGGCGAAGAAACAGCGGAAGGAUACGCAGAAAAAGGAGAAGGCGGCGAAGGCGCGGGAUGCGGCAUGAUGCGAUCGGACGAAUGAGCACAAACACCGUCGAUGAGGAAAGAACCGAAUUUUCUAUGCGUCUCUAUCCGACGCCCCGAUCCACCGCGUCCCUAUCCUACUGACUCCGAACUAUUAUACAUAUGCGACACCAACCAUGGCGGCGUGACGAGCAUAGC
Eremomyces bilateralis CBS 781.70 is the source of this 553-nucleotide messenger RNA. RefSeq lists its product as uncharacterized. Bases 82 to 396 code for a protein of 104 amino acids. Lineage: Eukaryota; Fungi; Ascomycota; Dothideomycetes; Eremomycetales; Eremomycetaceae. The record is from RefSeq and is a predicted model, not a curated record. The transcript is spliced from 2 exons.